Molecule: messenger RNA, 2952 nt
Organism: Xylaria bambusicola
Lineage: Eukaryota; Fungi; Ascomycota; Sordariomycetes; Xylariales; Xylariaceae
Product: Rho guanyl nucleotide exchange factor
Exons: 5
Coding region: 1-2952 (983 amino acids)
Biological process (GO): establishment of cell polarity; septin ring organization
Cellular component (GO): cytoplasm; mating projection tip; nucleus
Molecular function (GO): guanyl-nucleotide exchange factor activity; protein binding
Source: RefSeq, a predicted model, not a curated record
AUGAGCAGCUUAAGAGCCAGCCAACUGUCUGGCUCUACGGCGGUCAAUUCCGCCUCAACGACAUCUCUGGCGUCCAUGGGUUCCUCAACCACGAUCACAACGCCGGCAAAUGCCGUGGUUGCCACGGCCAAUAUCAUUAAUCAGAGAGCCGACGCCUCUAGAUCUCUAUAUCAGAUUUGCGUGGCACUCAAGCAGCGGUUAGCUACAGUUCCGGAUUUCGAAGACUAUUUACAAGUCUUGGAUCGGGAUGCUAUGUCGAGCGAAUAUAAUCCCGUGGAAUCUCUUUGGGGCCUACUGAGGAGCGGCGACCCGCUGCUCACUAUAUAUAAUUCGACCAAACCCGAUGUCCCUUUAAACCCAGCCGAACUUCCCUCAGACCCUACGAGACGUGCCAAGGCAGCUACAUUCAAGUUCAUUAAUGCAUGUUUGAGACAAAUACUAAUUCCUGCGGCUGAGUGCUUUAUUGUGUCUGAUUUGAUGAGAGAAGAUACGACAGGCUUUGUAAAGGUCAUCCAAGUCAUCAACCAUGUCCUCGACAUCGCUCAACAAGGUGGCUACCUCCUUCAAGUUGCCCCCUACCCAGAGGAUGGCAGUUUUGAGGGGCCCACCGCCCAAAUGACAUACCGAGAUCAUAUUAUUCGCGAACUUGUUGACACAGAGCGCAAAUACGUACAGGAUAUGGAGAAUCUACAUGAUUUGAAGAAAACCCUACUAGAUAAGGCUGUUAUUCCUGGUGACGUGGCAUACCAAAUAUUUCUAAACUUGAAUGGAAUUUUAGACUUUCAGCGACGAUUCCUUAUCAGAGUUGAGACGACAAACUCAAUGCCUCAAUCAGCACAGCAAUGGGGCUCAAUAUUCGUGAUGAACGAAGAAGGAUUCGAGAUUUACCAGCAAUUCAUUGCAAACCAACGGAAGGCGGCACAGGUGGCAAAUCAAGUAUUUGACAAGAUUCAGUUCGCUGAACACCCUGUCGCUUGUGAUUUCAAUACUCUUGAUGGUUUCCUUUUGAAGCCAAUGCAGAGACUGGCCAAAUAUCCCCUAUUGCUUAAGGAUCUACUCAAGAGAGGUGAGGUUCCGCCGGAAAACCACGACGAGCUCACGAGAGGAAUCGAGGCUGCAGAGCGAGUUCUUAAACAGGCGAAUGAAGCUGUCAAUCGUGCCUUAUUGCGUGAGGCGCUAGAGGAGCUCAGAGCCCGAGUUGAUGAUUGGAACAGCCACCGAGUGGAUCAUUUCGGCGAAUUACUUCUACACGGCUCAUACCAGGUGAUAACAGGCCGUAGCGAACAAGAGAAAGAUUAUGAAAUUUAUCUUUUCGAAAACAUUCUCCUCUGUUGUAAGGAGGCUCAAGCAAACAAGAGCAAAGACAAGAAAGACAAGAAUAAGUCUAUUUCCAAGGGUCGUAACAAAAGUAGUAAGCUACAGCUCAAAGGUCGGAUUUUCAUGUCAAACGUGACAGAAGUCAUAUCCUUUGCCAAACCAGGUUCGUACACGAUACAAAUUUGGUGGAAAGGUGAUCCUGGCGUCGAGAACUUCAUUAUCAAAUAUAACAACGAAGAAAUCAUGAAGAAGUGGGCUACUGGUCUCGACGUGCAGCGAAAGAUCAAUAUCCCCCAAUCGUCAGCAACAAGCCCCGAGCAGGCCACCCCCGGUUUCACUUGGAUGAGAAAUGUUGAUAAUAUAGAGAAUCCAUAUGCUGAAAAGGACGACGACGAUGACGACGAUGACGAACAGCCAAUCCCAAGUCAAAUGUCAUCUCCUAACCCAGGAUACAGCUCCAACAUGGGAGGUGUAAUGGCACAUAAUGGUUCAAGUAGUAGUCUUCGUGCUAGGUCGGUGACAACCGAUAGCACUCAAUCACUAGCCAGCCUAGCUAGAGCACCACCGCCCCAAUUCCCGCUUCCGCUUGCCCCGAGACAGCUGAGUGUGCAGACGGGUAGUGCACAACCCCCUUUGCCUCGCGGCGGCGAAUCGUACUUCUCCCCCACCGUAGACUCACCUGCAUCAUCCAGAACUAGCACAGCCAGCACUUUGUUAAGUCAAAACGGUCAGUAUCCUUUCCCUCGGACUUCUACACCCCAAGGGGGUUGGGAAGAUAGAGACACCAAUCGAUACACCGCUCCAGCUAUGCCGCGGGCGCCCUCAAGAGACGGUUCAACGCCUGUUAAUGGACGAAACCCGAGGGGACCAUCUAUGCCAGUCAUGGCCUCGCAGCAAACACUCGCCCAGCAGCAACGCAGCCGAUCAUACAGUACACCUGAUAUCAACGGGCAAAAUACACGAAGAGCUAAUACCACUACUCCUGUUCCUGCAGUGCCUGGAAUUCCACCUCACCUCCACCCUGCUCAUGAUUCUAACAUCCCACGGUCUCAAACUGGAUCUCCUCGACAGGAUCCUCCUGUGCGUGCAAACACCCAGAGCCCAGGCGUUCAACGAGAGCGCUUGAACCAACAGAAUGGCCAGUAUGGCGCGACAAUGUCCCAGUUCCCCACCCAGCCUAUAUAUCCCCGACAGGCCACGCCGUCUAUGGGACAAGCACCAGGGUCAACAGUGUCACAGCCCCUCAGUCUUGAUGGCCGGCAAGUAGUAUCGUCAGCCCUUGGCAAUGCUGCUGCAGUCAAUGCAGCCAGCAAUCAGGAUUUACCGAUCCCGACACAGUUAAGAGUAAGAGUGAAUUGUGAUACGGGGACUUACGUAACGCUCGUUGUUCCUUUCAGCAUCACUUAUCAAUCCCUCAGCGACCGUAUUGACGGCAAACUCGCACGAUUUACAACCAGCUCGAUUAGUAAGGGUAAUCUGAGGUUGAAAUAUCGUGACGAAGAUGGCGACUUGGUCACUAUCGAGAGUGACGAUGACAUCCAGAUAGCGUUCCUCGAGUGGCGGGAGGGUGCAAGCAAUAUGUAUACCAACGGUGUCGGAGAAAUAGAGCUUUUCUGCGUUGGAGACAUGAACUAA